UCAACACCAUCUUGAGCAUUAUAUUAAUCAAGAGACCUCAACUUUUCUUACACACACAAAAACAAAAAAAUUAAAAUGGAACUUGUUCUAUCAUCAAUUCUAGAGAAAUUGCAACAUCAACCAAAUUCAACCCUCUCUACCAUAUGUUUCAUAAUCAUAACCAUUUUGUGUGUCCUUAUUAAGUUCACAAGAAGAAACAACAAGUUCAAUAAACUUCCACCAUCUCCACCAAAGCUACCAAUAAUUGGAAACCUUCAUCAACUAGGAACACUUCCACACCAAUCCUUAAAAGCACUUUCUGACAAAUAUGGCCCUAUUUUGUUGCUUCAAUUAGGGCAAACUAAAGCACUAGUUGUGUCUUCAGCAGAUAUUGUUGAAGAAAUAGUGAAAACACAUGAUGUUGCUUUCUCCAAUAGAGCAAACACUAAAGCUGCCAAGGUUUUCUUCUAUCAAUGCAAGGAGAUUGCUUUUGCACCCUAUGGAGAGGAAUGGAGAAACAAAAGGAAGCUCUGUGUUCUUGAGCUUCUAAACACAAAUAGGGUGAAGUCCUUUCAUCCCGUUAGAACAAAUGAAGUAUCAACAAUGAUUAACUCCAUACAUGAAGCUUGUGCAAAAGGGUCAUCAGUGAAUCUUUCUAAGCUGAUUAUUGUAACCUCAAGCAACAUAUCUUAUAGGUGCAUUUUCGGGCUAAGGUUCGAAACUAGUGAUGAUGGUCGGAAAAGCAUUGCCGAGGUUGUGAGGAAGAUGAUGUCACAAUUUUUAAAAUUUGGGGUUGGAGAUUUGUUCCCUUCAUUGGAUUGGGUUGAUGUUCUUACAGGUUUCAUGUCAAGAUUAAAGGUUACUUUUGCUGAAUUAGAUGAGUUCUUAGAAGAAGUCAUUGAAGAGCAUAAGAGAAAGAAAAGAGAUGAGAAUAAUAAAGACUUUGUUGAUAUACUUCUUCAACUUCAAGAGAGGGACAUGCUUGAGUUUGAGCUCAAUGGAGAUACCAUGAAAGCACUCCUCUUGGACCUGUUAGUUGCAGGAAGUGACAGUAUUUCAUCAACUAUUGAAUGGGCCUUUGCAGAACUUGCUAACAGUCCAAAGGUCAUGAAGAAAGUACAAGAAGAGGUAAGAAGAAUUGUGGGUGGAAAAUCCAUGAUAGAGGAAAAUGAUCUAAAUCAAAUGAAGUACAUGAAGUGUGUAAUUAAAGAAACUCUUAGAUUACAUCCACCAGGUCCAUUUUUAAUUCCAAGAGAGACAGCAAAUAGUGUGGAAAUAAAAGGGUAUCACAUUCCCAAAAAAGUAACAGUAUAUAUAAAUUCAUAUGCAAUUCAUAGAGAUCCUAAAUUAUGGGACAAUGCUGAAGAGUUUAUUCCUGAAAGAUUUGAAGGUAACCAAAAAAUUGAUUACAAGGGGAUAGAUUCUCAAUUUAUUCCAUUUGGUAUUGGGAGAAGGGGUUGUCCUGGAAUGUCAUUUGGAGUUGCUUCUCUUGAGUAUGUGAUUGCUAAUCUUCUUUAUUGGUUUGAUUGGAAUGUUCCUAAUAAUAAUAAUAAUAGUGCAUUGAUAGAUAUGAGUGAGAUAAGUGGGUUGAACAUUAGCAAGAAACAACCACUUUAUUUGAAGCCAAUACCUUACCAAGCAAAUUCUUUCUCUCAGACUGUAUCAUGAGAUUUCUUAUUUGGAAAUAUGCUUUUUGUUUUAUGUGUUACUGUUUUCUUUGCUUUCUUUUCUAUGUUUUUUAUUUGUUUUAUGUAUCACAAUAUUGUAUCCUAUCAACUUUCUCUCACUUGUACUCCUCAGCUUUUACCAACUAUUUAGAUAAAACUUG
Molecule: messenger RNA, 1807 nt
Organism: Arachis stenosperma
Lineage: Eukaryota; Viridiplantae; Streptophyta; Magnoliopsida; Fabales; Fabaceae
Product: cytochrome P450 71A1-like
Exons: 3
Coding region: 76-1647 (523 amino acids)
Molecular function (GO): oxidoreductase activity, acting on paired donors, with incorporation or reduction of molecular oxygen; heme binding; monooxygenase activity
Source: RefSeq, a predicted model, not a curated record